Glycine soja is the source of this 513-nucleotide messenger RNA. RefSeq names its product reticulon-like protein B11. The record is from RefSeq and is a predicted model, not a curated record. NCBI's taxonomy places the organism in Eukaryota, Viridiplantae, Streptophyta, Magnoliopsida, Fabales, Fabaceae. The transcript is spliced from 2 exons. Bases 1 to 513 code for a protein of 170 amino acids.
AUGAGAGAUUCUAAUCGAAUUUCGGUUCACCGUAUUCUCGGCGAAGGUUUACUUGCUGAUGUGGUGUUGUGGAAGAAUUGGCGUGGAGCGGUUGCGGUGCUCGUUUCUGCCACCGCAUUAUGGUACCUCUUCGAGCGUGCCGGUUACAAUUUCUUGUCCUUCAUCGCCAAUGUCAUGUUGCUUCUUGUCGUUAUUUUCUUUUUGGGCCAAAGUUGCUCAACACUCAAUAGACCUCUUCCUCCUCUCCCCGAUCUGGAGAUCUCGAAGGAAACUAUUGCCAGGGUUGCUGAUGCACUACAAAUUUGGUUGAAUCUAGCCUUGUCCGUUGCACAUGACAUAGCGAUUGAGAAGAAUUUUUUGCUCUGCCUCCAGGUUGUUGGUGUAUUGUGGGUAAUAUCUUACAUUCAUAGUUUGUUCAACUUUUUGACUUUGAUCUUUAUUAGUGUUCUUCUUAGCUUGUCUCUCGUUGUGUUGUAUGACAAGGACCAGAACAUUUUCAAUUUGCAUGGCUAG